Messenger RNA from Purpureocillium takamizusanense, 1075 nucleotides. Its product is annotated as Glycine amidinotransferase. Gene Ontology annotation, molecular function: amidinotransferase activity. The record is from RefSeq and is a predicted model, not a curated record. Gene Ontology annotation, cellular component: mitochondrion. Bases 1 to 1065 code for a protein of 354 amino acids. The transcript has a single exon. NCBI's taxonomy places the organism in Eukaryota, Fungi, Ascomycota, Sordariomycetes, Hypocreales, Ophiocordycipitaceae.
AUGGCCAUUGAGAAGCUCCCACUCAUCUCCGCGGACAAUGAAUGGUCUCCCCUCAAGGCAGUCAUUGUCGGCCGCGCGGAACACUCGACUUUCCCCUCCGAGCCUCCUCACAUGAUCGCGGCAACGAUGCCGCAAGAGCAUGCUCUCGAGUUCAGACCGGCCAAUCCUUUCCCUGCUGACGUAGUGCUCAAAGCCAAAGAGGAGCUGGACAAUCUCGCGGCCCUCCUCGAGAGAGAGGGCAUUCUCGUGUACCGCCCCAAACAGGUCGACUGGUUGAAGGCCGGCGGCUACACGGGAGCCAUGCCUCGAGACGCGUUGAUGACCGUGGGCACUUCUCUCAUCGAAGCACAUUUUGCUUGGAGGUGCCGUCGCCACGAGGUGCAGCUGGCAUACGCGGACAUACUAUCCGAGCUCGCCGGGAGCAACGGUCCAGGCCGCAUCUGCCCAGCUCCAGUCAUCUUGGGACACGAUACCCUGUACGACGACGCCAUCAGCAAUGGCAAAGGUCAACAGCCCUGGGCCAUCAACAACUCGAGGUCAGCCUUUGAUGCGGCUGACUUUAUGCGUUUCGGCAAGACCAUCAUCGGCCAGCUUAGCAAUGUCACCAACCAGCGGGGUGUCGAUUAUCUCCGCACCGUAGUCCCGCCGGGAUACACGGUCGAGAUCCUCGAGACCAACGACGUGCACGCCAUGCACAUCGACGCCACGAUCCUUGCGCUCCGUCAGGGUGUCCUAGUAUACAACCCGGCCAGGGUCACCGAGGUGGAGCUCCGUCGACACUCCGUCUUUGCACAUGGCAAGUGGGAGCUGCACCCUUACCCAUUCGUGCCACGGCGUCGUGAGAGCCAUCGCCCGCCAAUGUACAUGUGCUCGCCGUGGUUGGUGCUCAAUGCGCUGAGCCUCGACGAGAAACGUAUUCUAGUUGAAGAGCACGACACGGAGUUUGCAGACUGGGUCCGGGACAAAUUUGGUAUGGAGCCCAUUCUCUGUCCAUUUGAGAAUGUGAACAGUCUGGGAGGCUCCUUUCACUGCGCCACAGUUGAUCUCGUUCGGGCGGCGCCCUGACCAAAGGCCC